AUGCUCCUCAGUGAGAAGAGCGUGGUCACCUUCUUCUCCUCUAGCUCCGGGGACGCCAGAUGGAAGCCGGACCUUACGAUGGGGGGUAACACCCUCAAGUUCGAUCCCUGCCCCAAACUCCUGGGGCUGGUGAUCAACAGGAUCCUGUCCUUCCAGCAGCACGUCGACAAGGUGGUCGACAAGGUUCGCAAACGCUGCAACCUCCUGGCCUGCUUGGGGACUUCAAACUGGGGCUGGAGGAAGAAACCCUUGCGGAGAGUGUUUCUUGCCACCCAGCGGAGCAUCAUGGACUUUGCCGCCCCUGCCUGGCAACCAUGGCUCUCCAAAACCCAGAUGGAAAGACUCGACCGCGCCCAGAACCAGGCCCUCCGUCGGGUUACUGGGCAAGCCGCCUCCACUCCAGUUGAGGCCCUGCGUCUGGAGAGCGGCAUGCAGAGCUACCGGACCAUCUCUCAGAGACUCACAGCCAUCUCCCGGGAGAGAGCCUCCAGGUGCCCCGAGGGCCAUCCCGCUCGGAUCGCCCUGGAAAAGGACCAACCUCACCAGCUCUGCAGAGACAGCUGGAGAGAACUCAGCAACAGGAUCAGUUCCACCCUCCCCAACGAGCUCGCCGACAGGGAGCCCCUUCCCACCAUUGAUGAAGAGGUUUGGACACAACAGAGACGUUGGCGGGUCAACAACACCGUCGGAGGCUUGGGACGCUCCGAAGAGACGAAACAGAAGGCGACCGAGACGAUUCGGAACAUCGACGCCACAUGGACCAUCUACACAGACGGUUCCGCCAAAGAUGGGACUAGGGAUGGAGGGUCAGCAAUGGUUGUUACGACAGGUGACCCCCUCGACCCUCAAACCAUCUUCUCCGAGACGAUUCGCGGCAGGAUGCUCACCUCCUCGUUUGACGAAGAGAAAGAGGCACUGGAAGCUGCAGUUAGGUGGUUGGAGGAUAACACCCCUAACAACCGUGAAAAGGGCCUUAUUUGCACUGAUAGCCAAGCCCUGACAUCGGCUCUGGCAAACGACAGCAGAGAAGUGAGCAACAUCACUAGAAAACUUGACACGCUCAACCGCGAGAUCAUCAUUCAGUGGAUCCCUAGCCACGUGUGCAUUGUAGGGAACGAGAGGGCCGACGCUCUGGCCAAUGAAGCCUCUGGGUUGAAGGAGAGAGCAAAGCCAACCACCUACAAGACCGUCGUAGCCACCAUCAAACGUACGAUUAAAGACCCAAGCCCCUCUCACGCCAGAACAGCUCAAGUCUGUCAAGAGAACGUGACGAAAAGACCCUUCUGUCGAGAAGAGACGCAGUCAUGCUAG
Molecule: messenger RNA, 1311 nt
Organism: Symsagittifera roscoffensis
Lineage: Eukaryota; Metazoa; Xenacoelomorpha; Acoela; Convolutidae
Exons: 1
Coding region: 1-1311 (436 amino acids)
Molecular function (GO): RNA-DNA hybrid ribonuclease activity; nucleic acid binding
Source: RefSeq, a predicted model, not a curated record